Molecule: messenger RNA, 635 nt
Organism: Pseudonaja textilis
Lineage: Eukaryota; Metazoa; Chordata; Lepidosauria; Squamata; Elapidae
Source: RefSeq, a predicted model, not a curated record
UUACUUUUUUUUAUCCCUUUUUUCAGCAAAGGGCUGUGAUUAUGUCCGUAUAGAAAAUGGAAGAAUGACUGAAUAUUUGGAACGGUACAAACCAUUUCCAAAAUGGGAGGGACAAACAAUUGACUUUCGUUGUGAUCAUGGUUUUGUGCCUGCGAACCAGCAAACAGGGCAAACAUGGCAAAGGGCUGCAUGCAUCAAUUCCCGCUAUGUCCCAGAACCAAAGUGUUUCAAAGUAUGUGAUCCUUCUAUACGUUUUGAUCAUGGUCGCUUCAUUAAUCAUGACUACAUAUUAGAAGGUAACAACAUUACAUUUGUUUGUGAUACGGGAUAUUCUCCUGCAAACCAGCAAUCAACAAUUACUUGCACCCAAAAGGGGUGGUCACCUGCUCCAGAAUGUAUCCUGACAGAUCUAAGUAAAUGAAGAACAGGACAUAUACAGCCCCUUUGAAGCAAAAAGAAGAUGAAUGUCGGAAAUUAUAUCAUUCUCUUUCAUGUGACUACAUGAAGCUGGAUUGUAUACAGCUAUAAACAAUGGAUCCAAACCUAAAAGCCUAUUUCAUGAAAGACAAAUUUUACCAACAGUAAUUACUGGGAAAAUGAAAAAAAUUAAAAACAAGUUUAUAGAGCAUCUUUAA